Myripristis murdjan (pinecone soldierfish) is the source of this 602-nucleotide messenger RNA. Its product is annotated as ladderlectin-like. NCBI's taxonomy places the organism in Eukaryota, Metazoa, Chordata, Actinopteri, Holocentriformes, Holocentridae. The record is from RefSeq and is a predicted model, not a curated record. The transcript is spliced from 6 exons. The coding region runs from base 4 to 504 and encodes 166 amino acids.
CCCAUGCACGCUCGAUGCCAGUGCAGUGGAGGAGGAGCAGCUGACGAUCCAGUGAAGGAGGUGGAGGCUGCUGAGCAGAUCAAGUCUCUAGGGAGCUGGAGCCACUGCCCGUCAGGCUGGUCCAGGUAUGGAUCUCGAUGCUUCGCCUUCUUCAGCAGCCCGAAGAACUGGCUACAGGCAGAGGACUAUUGUUUACAUUUUGGUGCCAACCUGGCCUCCAUCCACAGUUCAGCAGAGUACCACUACAUCCAGGAGCUUGUGUUGAGUAGAACAGGUGAACUCACCCCAGCUUGGAUCGGUGCCUCUGAUGCUGUUCAGGAGAACAUGUGGUUGUGGAGCGACGGGUCCAGGUUUGACUUCCAGCACUGGGCAUGGGGCGAGCCCAGCAACUUCGAAGGCGGAGAGGCGUGUAUUGAGAUGAACUAUAUAGUUGAUAAGCUCUGGAAUGACUUGACUUGCGGAUAUCAGCUUCCCUUCAUUUGCGCCAAAAGGCUGAACUGUUAAGCUCGUCCAAAAAGCCACAGGACCCGGGAACGAGCAGGGAGAACAGUUAAUAUUGAUUCUUUUGUCAUUAUGUGUCAAAUAAAGAUGCUACAGUAGUA